Messenger RNA from Amphibalanus amphitrite, 351 nucleotides. RefSeq lists its product as uncharacterized. The coding region runs from base 1 to 351 and encodes 116 amino acids. The record is from RefSeq and is a predicted model, not a curated record. The transcript has 2 exons. NCBI's taxonomy places the organism in Eukaryota, Metazoa, Arthropoda, Thecostraca, Balanomorpha, Balanidae.
AUGGCGCUGGGCAGAGAGCUCGACCUGCCCGCUGGCCUGGAGCCGGGCCCGGAGCGGCGUUCCGGCGAGGUUUCUCGGUUCUUGAGGAGGAAGGAGGUGGUGGUGGAAGUGACUGAAGAAGAGGAAGUAGUAUACGAGGAGGAAGUGGUGGAGGGGAAGGAGGAAGUGGUGGAGGGGAUGGAGGUAGGAAGAAGUGAUGAGGUAGUAAAGGUGGAGGAGGUGUUGAAGGUAGAAGAGGUUAUGGAAGUGGAGGAGGUUUUGAAAUCUGGGGAGAUGCUGCUGAGGGUUGAUGAAGUUCUGGAAGUGGAGGAGAAAAUAGUGACGGUGGAUGAGGUGCUUUCUAUCCAGUGA